Molecule: messenger RNA, 718 nt
Organism: Linum tenue
Lineage: Eukaryota; Viridiplantae; Streptophyta; Magnoliopsida; Malpighiales; Linaceae
Source: the annotation of a GenBank genome assembly
AUUCCUUCGAGUUGAGAGCACGUACUGUAUACACUAUAUCAAAAUGGUACAAGCGAAGAAGAAGUUCAGAGGCGUGAGGCAACGGCGUUGGGGCUCAUGGGUCUCCGAGAUUCGCCACCCAUUGCUGAAGACGAGGGUAUGGCUGGGAACGUUCGAGACGGCGGACGAAGCGGCCAGAGCUUACGACGAAGCCGCCGUCCUCAUGAGCGGCCGCAACGCGAAGACCAACUUCCCCUCUUCAUCACCCGCCGCUAAAACGACGUCCGGUCUGAGCGCCAGGCUGCGGGAAAAGUACUGCGGCAAAACGGUGUUGUCGUCUUCGCUGACUUGCUUAAGGCUGGACGCGGAGAGCUGCCACAUUGGGGUUUGGCAGAAGCGGGCCGGGGACUCGAAAUGGGUGGUGAGGGUUGAUGAUCAUCAGCUUGCUGCUGCUGGAAAGACGGUGGAGGGAAACGGCGGCGGCGGAGGAAGUGGGGAGGACCGGCGGAUGACGGCGGGGAUGGUGGGAGGAGGAGGAGGAGGAGAGCUUGGUGGUGGUUCGUCGGACGACAAGGUAAUUAGUAGUGUGGAAGAAGGAGGAAUGUUAGAAGAAGAGGAAAGGGUUGCAUUGCAAAUGAUAGAGGAGCUUCUUCAUUAACUAAUAUAUAGGGAUUAUAACUAGUUUAACUAAUAAAAAUUAGCGAUUAUUGGUGUCUUGAUUGUUUUACGAAAUUUGAGA